Alosa alosa (allis shad) is the source of this 2440-nucleotide messenger RNA. Its product is annotated as vitamin D3 hydroxylase-associated protein. Gene Ontology annotation, molecular function: fatty acid amide hydrolase activity; amidase activity. Gene Ontology annotation, biological process: fatty acid catabolic process. Lineage: Eukaryota; Metazoa; Chordata; Actinopteri; Clupeiformes; Clupeidae. The transcript is spliced from 15 exons. Bases 53 to 1807 code for a protein of 584 amino acids. The record is from RefSeq and is a predicted model, not a curated record.
CUAAACUUGCAGUGGACAGCUGAUCUCUAAAUACAACUUGCACGGUGUCACAAUGGAGUGGACGGAACUUUCUCUUUCAGAAAUGGAUCCAACUUGUAUAUCAGUUCUGGCCGCUACAGCAGGCGGAGGUGCUUUACUGCUGUUCUUCAUGAGAUACUGCAACAGUCAGCGAAUGAAACUUAAAAUUCGCAAAGCCAGAUCAAGACGAGAUGCAUCGCUCCAGCAAGCUGAGCAGGUGGUUCAGCAGUUCAGUACCACAAAGUCUGAUUCUGAAAAUGCACAUAUUGUCUCACUGUCUAUGACAGAAUUGACAAAAAGACUACAAGAAGGUUCUUUGAGCCCACGUGCAGUUCUCCAUGCAUAUAUGGAAAAGGCACUGGAGGUGAAUAAGAGACUGAAUUGUGCCACAGAUUUUCUACUGGAGAGCCAGCAACAAUUAUUGAACAUAGAGAACUGCAGAGGUGGCCUUCUUUAUGGCGUCCCUGUCAGCAUCAAAGAUAACGUGGGAUAUAAGGGUCAUGACUCCACGUGUGGAGUGCUUGGUAAGGUGGAUGACCCCGCUGAGGAUGACUGUGUGGUGGUGACAGUGCUGAAAAGACAGGGAGCAAUUCCCUUUGUCAAGACCAACAUCCCUCAAGGCCUUCUCAACUAUGACUGCAGUAAUCCAUUGUAUGGGCAGAGCCUUAACCCCCGUAACCUUCAGAAGACUCCAGGUGGCUCUUCUGGGGGGGAGGGCGCACUCAUUGGAGGGGGCGGCUCCAUCCUGGGAAUCGGGACAGACAUCGGAGGAAGUAUCCGCAUCCCAUCUUCGUUCUGUGGGAUAUGUGGCCUCAAGCCAACAUCGAACAGAAUCAGCCUACGUGGCCUAAGUUCCGUCUGCCGUGGACAGAAAUCAGUGCUGUCUGCCAUUGGGCCCAUGGCCAGAGACGUUGACAGUCUGGCCCUGUGCAUGAAGGCUUUGCUGUGUGAGGACAUGUUUGUCUUGGAUCCCACUGUGCCACCCAUGCCCUUUAAUGAGAAGGUGUACUUAAGCACCAAACGGCUUCGGAUUGGCUACUAUGAGAAUGAUGGCUACCAAAUGCCCUCGCCCAGUAUGAAACGGGCCUUUAGGGAGACUAAGGAGUUGCUGGAAAGAGCAGGGCACACGUUUGUGCCGUUCACUCCACCACAAAUUGUCUAUGCUAUGCAUGAGCUGGUGGUGAAAGGCAUUCUUGCUGAUGGAGCUGAGACACUGCUUGGUAGUGUGAAAGAUGGACCUGUUGACCCAUGUUUGUUGCCCCAGAUCAUACCAUACCGUCUCCCACGCUGGCUGAAGAAAACCUUGUCAGUCAUCCUCCGGCCAAUUUUCCCUCGCAUUGCCGCCAGCUUGGGUGGCACGGCUGGAGUCAGCUCUGUAGCAGAUCUAUGGAGACAACACACCAGUGUUGAGGAUUACACCCAUGAGUUCAUGUCUGAAUGGCGGAGACUGAAGAUGGAUGUGCUGCUCACUCCAAUGCUUGGGCCAGCUUAUAAUUUCAACUACUGUGGAAAGCUCACCAGUGCUCUCUCCUACACGACGCUGUAUAACCUUCUGAAUUUCCCCGCGGGAGUGGUGCCAGUGUCCAUGGUAACGGCAGAUGACGAGGCCCAGCUCGAGAGCCAUAAGGGCAACUUUGGGGACCCAUUUGACAAGUUCUUUGUCAAGGCUGUGAGAGAUGCCGUAGGACUUCCAGUUGCAGUGCAGUGUGUGGCUCUCCCCUGGCAAGAGGAACUCUGUCUUCGCUUCAUGAGAGAGGUGGAACAGCUAGUUAAAGAGAGAACGAAGUGAAGUCACACCACUGCAGCUAUAGUGCCUUAUAGAACAGUCACACUGAAUCCAUGAUUACUUUGUACACAGUAAAUUUAGACUGAUAUAAGAACUAGAUGUAAGAAGUGGUUAACAUGAGAAGAGGACCAUGUAAAUAAGACCUAUCACUUUAGACUGAUGAAUUUCAUGUUAUAUUUAUACUAGAAAUCUUUCUUAACAAAGCAUUGUUUGUAAGAGUAAGAGUUUACACUAUCCUAUUUAAACUAUCCUAUUUUUCUUGACAUUGAUACCUCUCAUAACGCACAUUGUAUAGCACUCUGUUUCAUUCCAAAUUAUUUUGUAGCUAUUAUAGGGCAGGAUUUUGAUUUAAUUGAUAAAACAUUUCUCAUGCCAUGAGAAAAUGUUUAAAUUUAAAAUAAUGAACAGAUAGAUAAUACAGUACUCUCAAAUGUGAUACUUUAAAUAUUUAAAUUGAAAUGCUGCAGCAUCAAUUAAGGUAUCAUUUGGUUGAUAGGCCUAUGGCUACUAAUUUAGUGAUCGCCAGGGAAAAAAAAAAAAAAAAAAACACUCCUCUGACAAGACCUCUGUAUUUCAACUAAUUGAAUUUCAUUUAAUUCACAGUGAACUAAUAAAUACAAAACCAUGGUCAAAUAA